AUGCUCAUGACUCCGGCCGAACAACAGGACUCAUUGUCCCAAAGGCGGGAAGCCCCUCCCCCCUACCACUCACACCAAGCCCCUCCCCCUACAACUCACACCAAGCCCCUCCCCUACCACUCACACCAGGUCCCUCUCCCUCACACCAAGCCCCUCCCCUCACACAAGUCCCUCCCCUACCACUCACAACCAAGCCCCUUCCCCUACCACUCACACCAGGCCCCUCUCCCUCACACCAAGCCCCUCCCCUACUAUCACACCAAGCCCUCCCCUACCACCCCUCCCCUACCACUCACCACACAGGUCCCCCCCUCACACCAAGCCCCUUCCCCCUACCACUCACACAAGCCCCUCCCCUACCACUCACACCAGUCCCUCCCCCUCACACCAAGUCCCUCCCCCCUCAACACCAAGCCCCUCCCCCCUCACACAAGCCCUCCCCCCACUCACACCAGGCACUCCCCUCACACCAAGCCCCUCCCCUACCACUCCACACCAAGCCCCUCCCCUCCACUUCACACCACAAAGCCCCUCGACCACUCACACCAAGCCCCUCCCCCAACACCUCCACACCAAGCCCCCCCCUCCACUCACACCAAGGCCCCGCCCCUACCACUCACACCAAGCCCCUCCCCUACCACUCACACCAAGCCCCUCCCCUACCACUCACACCAGGUCCCCUCCCUCACACCAAGCCCUCCCCCUCCACACCAACCCCUCCCCCUCACACCAAGCCCUCCCCCUACCACUCUACACCAGCCCCUCUCCCUCACACCAAGCCCCUCCCCCUAA
Salvelinus sp. IW2-2015 is the source of this 792-nucleotide messenger RNA. Lineage: Eukaryota; Metazoa; Chordata; Actinopteri; Salmoniformes; Salmonidae. The record is from RefSeq and is a predicted model, not a curated record.